Molecule: messenger RNA, 1203 nt
Organism: Marmota flaviventris (yellow-bellied marmot)
Lineage: Eukaryota; Metazoa; Chordata; Mammalia; Rodentia; Sciuridae
Gene: Hamp
Product: hepcidin antimicrobial peptide
Biological process (GO): defense response to bacterium; negative regulation of iron ion transmembrane transport; intracellular iron ion homeostasis
Cellular component (GO): extracellular region
Source: RefSeq, a predicted model, not a curated record
AGGUGGCACUGGCUGACACAAGUGAGUUGAUACAAAUGCUGGCAUAGAAGAUGCAGCCAGCAGAUGCCAGCUGUUGCCACGACUGCCAUCUUUCAUGCUCAAAAGUUCACUCAGUCAUUUUCCAGCAACUAGGCCCACGUCUCAAGGUUCUGAUACUUGGGAAGCAGCACAGAGCGUGUUGGGGGCUCCUGUGGGCCGAGUUCCCCAGGCACCUGGCUCUCUGGUGUCCCCCCCCCCAGAGCCUGUGUGAAGAGAACCCUAAGGAAUGGGGCGCUCUCCCCGCAAACCAUGCCGGGCCCAUCUGAGGGGCCCAUGAGCAAUAGAGAGGUGUGAAUGAGAAUGCCAGGGAGGGGCAGGACAGGAGCCAGGGGCACCCCUUCCAUUCACAAGUCUGGAGACACAGCGGGGAACACCUGAGGACCACCUGAGAAUCUGACACCAGAAGAUGGUCCUGGGAGACAAGGUCGAGGGUUCUACUCACAAACCAGGUCAACUUCCGGGACAAAAAGUGGAAUUUUUCUUUCUUUCCCUGAGAUCAACAGGGUGACGUUAUAUUGGGGAAAAAGGUACUCUGGGUGACUGGCUAGACGCCUGUGUCUGUGGCCCCGUCUGCCCCGCCCCCUGAAUACACCUCUGCUGGCUGAGGGUGACACAACCCUGUUCCCUGUCACUCUGUUCCCGCUUAUCUCUCCCGCCUUUUCGGCGCCACCACCUUCUUGGAAAUGAGUUAGGGCAAAGGGGUGGGGGCUCGGACCACCGCCUCCAGCAGGCCCCAUAAAAGCCACUGUAACUGCACCCCAGUCACCACGGCAAGUCCUAGACCCAAGAGCAGGUCAGACAGACAGACAGCACAAUGGCACUGAACACCCAGAUCCGAGCUGCCUGCCUCCUGUUCCUCCUCCUCUCCAGCCUGGCCACUACCUCCAGCCUCCAGCAACAGACAGGGCAACUCACGAGGCAGCCCGCAGAGCGCCACUCCCAGUACACAGCUGUGACUGAAGCCCACUUGACGCCGGUGAGCCAGAGGCUAAGGAGGCGAGACACCCACUUUCCCAUCUGCAUUUUCUGCUGCAAUUGCUGUACAAAUUCCGGGUGUGGAAUUUGCUGCAGGACCUAGAGUCUUCCUGUAGAGUCUUCCCGUCCUGAGCCCCUGGGCCUCCCUCCCUCCCUUAUUUAUUCCUGUUGCCCUCCAACCAUCGUCUU